GUCUUGCUGCUCGCUAGAAGGACUGACUUGAGGAGGAUCUCCCUGGACAUGCCGGAUUUCACGGACAUUAUUCUGCAGAUAGACAAUAUCAGACAUGCAAUUGCCAUAGACUAUGAUCCUGUGGAAGGCUACAUCUACUGGACUGAUGAUGAUGUCCGGGCAAUUCGUCGGGCCUACCUUGAUGGCUCUGGAGCACAGACUCUGGUAACCACGGAAAUCAACCAUCCGGAUGGUAUUGCUGUGGAUUGGGUGGCAAGGAACCUGUACUGGACUGAUACUGGAACAGACCGUAUUGAAGUGACCCGGCUGAAUGGGACAUCAAGAAAGAUCCUUAUCUCAGAAAACCUAGAUGAACCUCGAGCAAUAGUGCUCCAUCCUGUAAUGGGCUACAUGUAUUGGACGGACUGGGGUGAAAGCCCGAAGAUAGAAUGUGCUUAUUUGGAUGGCUCAGAAAGGCGAGUACUGGUGAAUACGUCCCUAGGUUGGCCUAAUGGCUUGGCACUGGACCUGGAAAAAGACAAGCUCUACUGGGGAGAUGCAAAAACAGAUAAAAUUGAGGUCAUAAAUGUUGAUGGAACAAUGAGGAAAACCCUCCUAGAAGAUAAGCUUCCACAUAUAUUUGGGUUCACGCUGCUGGGAGAUUACAUCUACUGGACUGACUGGCAGAGACGAAGCAUUGAAAGAGUUCACAAGAUAAAGGCUAGCAGAGACAUCAUUAUUGAUCAGCUGCCAGAUUUAAUGGGCCUUAAAGCAACAAGUGUUACCAAAGUGUUUGGAACUAAUUCAUGUGCAGAGAACAACGGAGGCGCAGCCAUCUGUGUUUCUUUACACCCCAGGAGACCAGGUGUGCCUGUCCCAUUGGCCUUGAGCUGUUGA
Messenger RNA from Egretta garzetta (little egret), 876 nucleotides. It is a transcript of the gene LRP5L, whose product is annotated as LDL receptor related protein 5 like. The record is from RefSeq and is a predicted model, not a curated record. Lineage: Eukaryota; Metazoa; Chordata; Aves; Pelecaniformes; Ardeidae.